This is a messenger RNA of Emiliania huxleyi CCMP1516, 498 nucleotides long. RefSeq lists its product as hypothetical. Gene Ontology annotation, biological process: mRNA splicing, via spliceosome; DNA repair. The coding region runs from base 1 to 498 and encodes 165 amino acids. Gene Ontology annotation, cellular component: U2-type catalytic step 1 spliceosome; cytoplasm; Prp19 complex. Gene Ontology annotation, molecular function: protein binding; ubiquitin protein ligase activity. The record is from RefSeq and is a predicted model, not a curated record. The transcript has 4 exons. Lineage: Eukaryota; Haptophyta; Isochrysidales; Noelaerhabdaceae.
AUGGACCCGAAAUGGACCCCAAAUGGCUCUGUCUGCGUCGACAGCCACCGCUCCGAGCCGCUCGUGGCGACGGGCGGCGCCGACGGCGUCGUCUGCCUGUACGACACCGCGCAGCGCAAGGCCCUGUCCAAGAUGAAGGGCCACGACGGCGCCGUCCACCGCGUCCGCCUACACCCGCGCGCUGCGCCCGUCUCGUGCCUAUCCUUCUCCGAGAACGGCUUCUACCUCGCCACCGGCGGCGCCGAGGGCGCGCGCACCGCGCGCCUGAAAAACAUCCACACGAUCGACGUGGGCGCGCCCGUCCGCUCCGCCGCCUUCGACUUCAGCGGCCAGUUCCUCGCCGCCGCCGCGGGCACCACCUCCCUCUACGAGACAAAGUCGUGGGCGUCGCUCGCGCAGCACAAGGCGGCGGCGAGCGGCGUCUCGUUCGGCGCCGCCGCCUCGCUGCUCGUCGCCGCGGGCCCGGACGGCAAGCUCACCCUCUACGGCAGCGCGUGA